Messenger RNA from Spizellomyces punctatus DAOM BR117, 2128 nucleotides. RefSeq lists its product as uncharacterized. The coding region runs from base 1043 to 2002 and encodes 319 amino acids. The transcript has 2 exons. The record is from RefSeq and is a predicted model, not a curated record. NCBI's taxonomy places the organism in Eukaryota, Fungi, Chytridiomycota, Chytridiomycetes, Spizellomycetales, Spizellomycetaceae.
AAUGUUUUCCACAAUGAGAGAAGAUUGUGUUCAGUUAGAAGGAGAUCUUGAUUCUGCAUCAGUGAAUCCGGGGGAAGACUCGUUGUCGUUAGCAGCGGAGCUGACCGCGAUCCCAUUUGCCAGGUUUCUCCAGGAAGCAGAGACAUGCACUUCCAUAGCGUUUUGCCGACUUUCUUCUUUCUCGUUCCUUCGCACGUCUAGAGUCUCGACAACCGUAAUAAAAACUGAGUCCUACAAUUACAGUUUUUUGGAAAGUCCCUAUACAUCGCCUGUGGCUCCGCGUAGGACCGUUAAUUCAAUUCGCACGGGAGACUUACUUGGGCCUAGCGAUGGCAACGCCCUCUCAGCUAGUCCCAGCAGCAUUGGGUCCAGCUACGUUGACUGGGGGUCCAAUAUGGGCUCCCCAACCUCAAAGCAUCACAGAUUGAACGACAAGUAUGACAGAAUGAGUGUGAGAACCUUACGCACAGUUCAACCGUCAUCUCGUUCCCUAGUUCAAACAUACCCUGCAGGAGAAGCUGGAUGAAAUGGCAUCCCAACUGGUCUCAGGUCCUCGACGCACUCUUGGAUCCGGUCGUAAAAAAAGACUUUUCAAAGGGGCGAUUGCCCAAGACUUUGCUGACUUACAGCGAAGAAAUACCCGCACGAGAUUAGGAGAACAAUUUAGUACCUUACUGGGGAGGCGAAAUGUCAGCACCCCCACGCUAGAAAGGUACUCGACCCGAAAUCUUCGAAGAGAGGAAAUGAGGGCUAGAUAUAGCACACCAGAAUUCCAGCGGAAGAAGCCUGUAGCUGAUGAAGAUGACCCGCUACUUCUAAACGUGGGCACAGGUUUGCUUUUGCAACGGACGAAAGAGCAGCCAAUGGUCCGCUGGACCAAUGCACCGCCAUCGAAGAAUCCUUUCUUGGAUGAGCCUAAAGUAAUACCAUGGGUAAGAAGGUACACUGCGAAGCUUGUGACAGUAGUCAUGUCAAUCCGAUAUAUUUCUAGUCCACACCUGGGCCUCGAAUACGAAGACACGAAGCGGUAGGACAGGACUACAUGGAUGCAGUGGAGCUCCACCCCUCUUUAGACAAUUGGUCCCGACCGAAUGCACACGAAACUUGGGCUGAUCAGCGUCAGAUCCAAUUCAAGGGGAUAACUUUUGUGUCAGGAAGUGGCUCACCAAUCAGAAGCGGCACUCCACCAUUGAGGAGCCUGCAGUUUUCACCGUUUGCGCGGGAUAAAAGACAGGAAGAGGGAGCCGUUCAAACAGAUGUCAAUCCCACUUCCGAAGGUGGUGCUUUACCGGAUGUACGGACGUCGUCUGAAUCAAAUAUUUACGUUCGACAGCUGAGACAUCUUGGCCCAUCGGCGGAUCUAUUUGCAUUUAUGCCUCAAGAAGAUGGAGAAGCAGUUGCAGACAUUGACAAUACCAGCAACACAGCGGAUCAACCAGGGAUUGGAAAGUGGCCAGGGGUAAUGAACCAAGCUAUACAGGCCGCAGUCCUUAUAGAAAAUGAGACAGAAGGCGCUUGCAAAUCGCAAUUCGGUGAGCCGUAUCGCAAUGCGGAUAACCUUCCUCUCGGUCCUACACAUCGUACUGCAUCUUUUAACAGUGAUUUGCUUGAUGUGGACUUAACGAUUGAAGAGCUGGAAGCAUUGGAUCGCCUUGAGAAAGAGGCGCUAGGGCAAGCCGACACAGUGACAACUAAUCACAACACGGACACGGCGACAGCGAAAAAUGCACGAACAAACAUGCUCUUUGCCAGGAAUGACCAGAAAUCCAUCAGCGAAUCGAAAUCAUUGCAAGAUAUCCUUUCUGCCGACCGCCUUGAGCAACAUGCACGGUUUGCUCGCGGGGGUGGAGAAGGCGCAGCCAGUAAACCUGAAAGCAAUACGUUCCAAACGACAAUGGAUUUAUUGCCAAAGUACCCAUCCAAGUUUUACGGCCAUAAUAACCCAACGACGUAUCCUAGUCCCCCAGAUGACAGACUUAAGUCGAAGGUAUAUCGCAAAUGAUGCAGUAUGUGAAAGCGUAUUACAACGUGAUCCCUAUUACAAAAUUCUGACAAAGAUGUAAGAAAUGUAUUAUUCUAAAUCUGGCGAACUGUGGCUAGCUUUGUUGCAAUAAAUACUAUCCUUUCA